AUGGUAGACGAAAUCUGCCAUAUCUGCAAUGACAAAUCCACUGGCAAACACUACGGAGCAAUCAGUUGUGAUGGAUGUAAAGGAUUCUUUCGGCGGAGUAUCCGGAAACGAUAUCACUAUCAGUGCAGAUUCGAACAGAAUUGUGAUGUCACGAGGAAUAAACGAAAUGCUUGCCGAGCGUGUCGAUUACAAAAGUGUGUAAAAGCUGGAAUGAAGAGUAAUGCAAUUCAAAAUGAGCGAGAUGCGAUUGGAAAAAGGAAAAAAGCAUCAGCAACAGAAAAAGAGGACCUAAUUGAUCAAUUGGUGGCAGCUGAAACCCUGUGCCAACAGUUGAGAUCCAGUGUUAUCAAGAAUACUUCUUCGUUGGCUCCAUACGAUUGCGGAAAAGUGAAAUGGAAUUAUGAGGAUGCGAGAGCAGCCACUUUAGAUGAUAUUGGAAAAUCCAUUCAUCAACAGUUGGUUCUUUUCAUCGAAUGGGCAAAAUCAUUGCCACAGUUUUCAUUCUUGGCUCAAGCAGAUCAGGCCGCUCUUCUGAAAGGUGGAGCAGCGGCAAUGAUGGUAUUGGGAGUCGCGUAUCGAUCGAUUUGUCUGAAAAUGGAUAACACAAUUUGCCUGGCAAAUGACACACUUCUAUCAAAAGAGCAAGCAGAAACUGUGGGAGAUAUCAAUCAUUUCAGUGGUGUCGUGACACGAAUUAUCUCUGAAAUUGUGAAUCCAAUGAGACGGAUGAAUAUGGAUCUGAUUGAGUACGUCGCGUUGAAAGCGAUUCUUUUCUUUAAUCCAGUCGUCAGAGAAAUCAACGAUCAAAACUCGGUAGAGACGGCACGAUUCGCGUUUUUAAGGUCAUUGCAGAGAAGAUGUACAGAUAAAGCAUUGGAGAAUAUGGAGGACGAAAUGUUGGAGUGUAGAAGUGGAAAACUUCUCUUAUUGUUACCAUCACUACAAGCGAUUGCACAACAGUUGGUAGAAGACGUACAACUCGCUCGUCUCUUCGGUCUCGUAAAUGUAGAUUCCUUGAUGGAAGAGCUGAUUUUAAAUGAGAUCAAACCAUCGGAAACACAGGUCCUCCAAACGAGUCUCUCCUCACCAAUGAGCACAAUCAAAGCAGAAGUUGAAGUGGAGGAGUAA
Caenorhabditis remanei is the source of this 1128-nucleotide messenger RNA. RefSeq lists its product as uncharacterized. The record is from RefSeq and is a predicted model, not a curated record. The coding region runs from base 1 to 1128 and encodes 375 amino acids. The transcript is spliced from 9 exons. Gene Ontology annotation, biological process: regulation of transcription by RNA polymerase II; anatomical structure development; cell differentiation. Lineage: Eukaryota; Metazoa; Nematoda; Chromadorea; Rhabditida; Rhabditidae. Gene Ontology annotation, molecular function: RNA polymerase II cis-regulatory region sequence-specific DNA binding; zinc ion binding; nuclear receptor activity.